Molecule: messenger RNA, 1622 nt
Organism: Phymastichus coffea
Lineage: Eukaryota; Metazoa; Arthropoda; Insecta; Hymenoptera; Eulophidae
Gene: dmrt99B
Exons: 7
Coding region: 174-1622 (482 amino acids)
Biological process (GO): sex differentiation; regulation of transcription by RNA polymerase II
Cellular component (GO): nucleus
Molecular function (GO): DNA-binding transcription factor activity, RNA polymerase II-specific; RNA polymerase II cis-regulatory region sequence-specific DNA binding
Source: RefSeq, a predicted model, not a curated record
GCUCUGCAUAGAUGCACAUUUGGUAGAUACCAUAGAAACAGUUUGAAUGUCUCCAGUGAUAAUGCCAUGUAUCCUUAGCAAAACAUAUGACGAAACAGAUAGCAGUAACUCAUCGCAGUUUAUGCAAAAAUUCAGUACAAUAGAUUAUUUUAGGAAGAAUUUUCACAAAUACCAUGUCCAUAUCGAAGAAAGUUAACCCGAAUGGCGGUGUUGAACAGUUAAUACAGCAACGUCAGUCACAAAAUAUUAUUCCUACCUUUUUACUACGAGCGAGUGCUGAAAGGUAUCAGAGAACUCCGAAAUGUGCUAGAUGCCGGAAUCAUGGAGUUGUUUCUGCUUUAAAAGGACACAAAAGAUAUUGCCGCUGGCGAGAUUGUGUCUGUGCUAAAUGUACUUUAAUUGCUGAAAGACAACGAGUUAUGGCAGCACAAGUUGCUCUACGAAGACAGCAGGCUCAGGAAGAAACUGAAGUUCGAGAAAUAGGUUUCCACUUACAGUACAAUAGGAGUGAUACUUCGGAAUCAAAUAUUCAAGAUUUGAGUACAACUUCAAUGGAUUCUAGUAAAUUACUUCAAGAUGACUUAUCAGAUUAUCAUAGGCAAAAAAAUGAACUAGAUUUCGAUGGCGAUAAAAAGAAAGUGAACCAUUUUAAAAAUAAAUUUGAUAAGUGUAUUAUGUCACUUUAUUCACGAUCUUCAUCUACAUCUUCAUCGUGUUCAAAAAGUAGUAUCAAAUCGAAUUCGAAUCAAAACGGAUCAAUAACUCCUGACAAUACAUUUUCAGAAUCCGAUAAUGGAAAAAUAAACGAAUCACUAGAUGACAUAUGCAAACAUGAAUACGAAUCUUUCAGUUCUCUUUAUGGCUCACAUUCGCUAACAAUUUCAAAAAAUAUGAAAGAAGAUUUAGCAACUCCAGAAAAUUUGUGCAUUCGUAAAUCACCUAAUAUCGCUGCAAAUUGCGAAAAUCAAGCAAAUGUUCAUUCUCUUAAUCAAGGACUUAUGAGGCAUAUUGCAACAAAUUCUUUGCCAUCAUCUGCUAUUGCCAAUUAUGCAACAUAUAGCUCACUAUGUGGAAUGGAUGUGAAUAAUUGUUUAUGUGAACAUUCCCUGUACCAAAAUGCUGGUCAUGAAUCGAUUCAUGCAGUUCAUAUCAAUAAUGGGCAAUGUGCAAAUUUAACAUCUUGCUUCGUAGACAAACAAGUUCAUACAUAUCAUCGUUCAGCAAUUGAUAUUUUAAUGAAGGUAUUUCCAAAAAAACGUCGAGGAGAAAUUGACAUAAUCUUUCAUCGUUUAAAAGGAGACAUAUUAGCAAUCAUAGAAAAUUUACUUAAUGAAGAUCAGAUGUCUGAUAAUGAAUACACAGCAUGGUCAAGAACAACAACUCCAGCAUCAUAUACAUCAGAUAGCUCUGAAACAGUGACAUAUUUGCCAAAACUGAAUAAUACUUAUUAUCUGUCGUCACCAAAUACGAAACCUAGAUUUCUCACUGCUCCAUACGGUGGCUCAGGGUAUUUAUCAACUAUGAUACGACCACACAAUAUACAAAGUUUUAGUACUUUGAAAAGUCUUCAUUCAGAAUCAUGUAUUGAUAAUCUUAGCGACAAAUCUUGUAAUUCUGAAUAA